This is a messenger RNA of Uranotaenia lowii, 3119 nucleotides long. RefSeq names its product craniofacial development protein 2-like. The transcript is spliced from 4 exons. NCBI's taxonomy places the organism in Eukaryota, Metazoa, Arthropoda, Insecta, Diptera, Culicidae. Bases 452 to 1213 code for a protein of 253 amino acids. The record is from RefSeq and is a predicted model, not a curated record.
ACUUUUUCGAGAUCGAUAAUUUAGUUGAUGGUAGUUGCGGUUUCGUGACAGACUGUGUGUAUACAUUUUCAGAACAAUUUCAACUGUCAACAAAUACCUACACUAGUAAACCAAACCUUCAACGGUUCCCAAGUAAAUGUCAGUCAAUUAACUCUUCAAAACAAAAAGGACGGAGCAGUUUAAAGAUGAGGAAUUCUUCUCGGAAAGACGUCUUCUUGUGUAAGAUAUUCUCACUCCAGAAAUGGAAGUCUCGGAACCAAAUUCUUCAUACGAUGUUCUUCUUUCGGAAUUCUCAUCAUUUUAGACCAAAACAAACAGUAGGACAAUUUGGACGUGAUGAUUGCAUCCUACCGAUAACGGAUGAUCGAUCUAGGACGAAGGACUUAGGAAGAGAAAAACAAAAUUUAAACCGAACAACAAAACAAGAACCUUCAACGAUGACAGAUUUUUUAUGUUAGCUGAACGCCUCCAAAAGGAAUUUAACAGCAGAAUGGUGGCCGAUCAACCCCCGAAUGUGCCGGUCGAGAAUCAAGGGCUGGUUCUUCAACAUCAGCAUCGUCAACGUGCAUAUCUCUCACCUCGGAAGUACGAUGACGACAAAGACAAAUUCUACGCGCAGCUGAAGCGUGAAAACGACCGCUGCCCAAAACAUGGUAUCAAAAUCGUCAUCGGGGAUGUUAACGCUUAUAUCGGCCAGGAGGAGGAAUUCAAUCCGACAUUUGGAAGGUUCAGUGCGCACCAGCUGACCAACGAAAACGGCAUCAGACUAAUAGAUUUCGACGACUCAAAACGAAUGGCCGUACGUAGUACCUUUUUCCAGCACCGCCUCCCACAUAAGUACACGUGGAGAUCACCGUACCAAUCGCAAUCACAGAUCGACCACGUUUUGAUAGACAGCCGGCACUUCUCGAACAUCAUCGAGGUCAGGUCCUGUCGGGGCGCCAACAUCGAGUCACACCAUUAUCUUGUGAUGGUUAAGAUGCGCCCAAAACUUUCCGUAGUGAACAACACACGAAACCGGCGCCCACCUCGGUUAAAUAUCACACGACUGGAGCAACCUGGGGUUGCAGCAGACUACGCGUUAUCGCUCGAAGCAGUGCUGCCGGCAGAGGGCGAGCUUAAUAAAGCCCCUCUCGAGGACUGUUGCUGCGGAGAACGUCAUCGGUCAUUUGGAACGAACUCGACGGAACGACUGGUUCGACGGGAAGUGUAGGAUGGUGAUGGACGAAGAGAAUGCCGGACGGACGGCAAUAGUGCAAAGAGGCACCCGUCCAAAUGUGGAAUAUCACCGAUAGCAGAAGAGGCAGCGAGUCCGAAUUUUCCAGGAGAAAAAGCGCUGCCUCAAAGCAUCCCGCAAAGGCUUCGUGUCCCAAGCCGAAAUGUGCCGGGAUAAGGACGAAGCCUUCCUAACGGACAAUCGUCAGGUGAUCAAAAGGUGGAAGCGGUCCACAUGCAGGAGAUCAAGAUGGUAGGGGAAGAUACAUCGCCGGCGUAGCCAACGACGUAGAGGAGCCACUCCCAACGAUGAGUGAAGUUAAGGGAGCCAUUUGCCAGCUGAAUAGCAACAAGUCGGCUGGGAAGGAUGGUAUCGCAGCUGAACUCAUCAAAAUGGGCCCGGAUAAGUUGGCCGAUUGCCUACGCCGGUUGAUGAUCCGAAUCUGGGACAUAGAACAGCUACCGGAGGAGUGGAAGGAGGGGAUAAUACCCCCCAUCUUAAAGAAGGGCGCCAAAUUGAACUGUGAGAACUACCGAGCGAUCACUGUCCUGAAUGUCGCCUACAAAGUGCUGUCUCGAAUCCUACUCCGCCGCCUAACGCCACAAGCAAACAGAUUCGUGGGAAGUCAUCAGGCUUCAUGAAGGGACGGUCAACGACGGACCAGCUCUUCACAUUACGGCAAAUUCUCCAAAAAUGUCUUGAACACCGAGUCCCUACGCACCAUCUAUUCAUCGACUUCAAAGCCGCGUACAACACGAUCGAUCGUGAUGAGCUAUGGAAAAUCAUGGACUAGAAUGGCUUCUCUGGGAAGUUGAACAGACUGAUCAAGGCGACGAUGGAUGGAACGCAGUGCUGUGUGUGGAUUUCGGGUGAAUUGUCGAGUUCAUUUGAUUCGCGCAGGGGGCUUCGACAAGGCGAUGGUCUGCAUGAUGUUCAACGUGGCGCUAGAAGGUGUUAUUCGAGGAGCGGUGGGUGAAAUACGGGGCACGAUUUUCAACUGAUCCAGUCAACUUAUCUGCUUUGCCGAUGAUAUUGAUAUAGUCGACAGAUCAUCUGCGGCAGUGGAGGAGAUCUAUCGCAAACUGAAACGCGAAGCAGGAAGGACUGGGUUGAUGAUUAAUACGUCCAAGACGAAGUACAUGCUGGCCUGCGGAUCCGAGACCGACCGAACCCGCUUGUCCAGUAAUAACAAGGUCACGAUCAACGGCGACGAGCUGGAGAUAGUCGUAGACUUUGUCUAUCUCGGCUCACUGGUGACCGCAGACAAUGACAACAGCCAUGAGAUCCGGCGGCGAGUUAUCAGCGAAAGUCGUGCCUACUAUGGACUCCACAAGCAACUGCGGUCGAGAAGACUUAGCCCUCGCACGAAGUGUGACCUGUAUAUGACGCUCAUAAGACCGGUUGUUCUUUACGGGCACGAGAUAUGGAUAUUGCUCGAAGAGGACUUGCGUACGCUCGGAGUAUUCGAGCGAAGAUUGUUAAGAACCAUCUUUGGCGGCGUGCAGGGACCAUCAGAGCGCUCAUAAGACCGGUUGUUCUCUACGGGCACGAGAUAUGGAUAUUGCUCGAAGAGGACUUGCGUACGCUCGGAGUAUUCGAGCGAAGAUUGUUAAGAACCAUCUUUGGCGGCGUGCAGGGGACGGAGUGUGGAGGCUACGGAUGAACCAUGAGCUCGCGCGACUCUACGGCGAACCCAGUAUCCAGAAGGUGGUGAAGGUUGGACGGAUACGCUGAUGUGGCGAGAAUGCCGGAUUGUCCUGCAUUACAGGUGUUCGCUGCCAAACCGGUAGGAACGAGACGAGCAGCGGCGCAACGAGCGAGGUGGCUAGACUAAGUGGAGCGUGAUCUGGCGUAUUUGGAAUGCCCGAGAAGUUGGAGAACGGUUGCCAUGGGUCGAGUGAUU